Molecule: messenger RNA, 1755 nt
Organism: Drosophila rhopaloa
Lineage: Eukaryota; Metazoa; Arthropoda; Insecta; Diptera; Drosophilidae
Product: prolyl 4-hydroxylase subunit alpha-2
Exons: 8
Coding region: 104-1576 (490 amino acids)
Biological process (GO): peptidyl-proline hydroxylation to 4-hydroxy-L-proline
Cellular component (GO): endoplasmic reticulum
Molecular function (GO): iron ion binding; L-ascorbic acid binding; protein binding
Source: RefSeq, a predicted model, not a curated record
ACCCAGAACAUUAAAUCCACUGUUUUGCCUACUAGUUUUAGCAACGAGCAACGUCAACACUUAUGUUGUAGAAAAAAGCUAUGCCCUAUCAAUAUACGACUUGAUGAAGCUCAUUUCCUAUGAGCAUUACCUACUAAAUAUCUUGCAGGACUUUACAGAUCAACUGCAAGACAAAGUGAAUACAAUAGAAAAUUAUUUGCAAAUGAUGGAAUACGAAGAAGAUGAUCAGUUACCGACUAAUCCCAUUGAAUACUUUCGGCUCAUUCGUCGCCUGCACUUGGACUAUUUAAAUUGGGUAUGGUAUUUGGAACAGCAGCCCUGGGAGGGUUUGGUUUCGAAUAUAAAUGCUAUUGCUCCGGAAAUGCCGUCCACCACAGACAUCGAGGAGGCUACCAGUGGAUUGAAACUCAUCCAGAGGGUGUAUUCGCUUCCCACUCAUGAAAUGGUCGAGGGAAUUUUUCAGGGCAUUCAUCACAACACCUCACUCAACCCAAUGGAGUGUUAUACCAUUGCCAAUGAUUUGUUCAAGGAGAAAGAUUUUGUUUUUGCCUUGGAAUGGUUGAGCGUGGGUGCGCAAAUGUACAUGGCGGAUAAGGACAACGAGGAUCUUUAUACACAACUCGGAGUACCCUUGGUCAAUUUUAUCGAACUUUUCGUGCAGAUACAAGAUGCUCUAGGUGAGCGGAGUUUGGCCAUGACUGAAUUGGAAACAGCCAUGGAGACUUGGCCGGAUCAGGCUAGCUUGGGACGAGCUCAUUCUCGCUUGAAGAUGAGCAUUCGCAUCGGAGAGGAGUCAAAGAUAUCGAAAGAGGUGCCAUUAGGUGUCUAUGAGUAUUGUUGCACACUCGAAUGCCGUCCCAAUUUAAGACUAUUCUGCCAGUACAAUACCACCGCCUCAUCGUUUCUCCGAUUGGCUCCGCUCAAAAUGGAACUUCUAUCCCUCGAUCCCUACGUGGUGCUCUACCAUGAUGUUGUUUCCGAAAAGGACAUCGCCAGUAUUAAAAUGCUGGCACAGAACAACCUCACCCGAGCCCAGACCUUCAAUCCGAACAGAACACUGGCGAUAGACCCUUUUCGCACGACCAAGGGCAGAUGGAUAAAUGAGAUGGAAGGAGUGAUGCAUAGAAUGUCCCAACUAACUGAAGACAUGACAAAUCUCGACCUUAAUGGCUCCGAGUUGUUCCAGGUUAUGAACUAUGGAAUAGGCGGAUUCUACGGAACCCAUUAUGACUUCUUAGGCACUCCGAAUCACAGCAAAUGGGACUUUUCAGAUCGCAUGGUCACGAGCAUGAUUUAUUUGAGCGACGUGCCUCUGGGAGGAGCCACAAUAUUUCCGGAACUGGAACUGUCAGUUUUCCCAAAAAAGGGCUCAGCACUUAUAUGGUACAAUCUGAAUCAUAAAGGUGAAGGCGAUACAAGGACAGCCCACUCAGCCUGUCCCACGAUAGUGGGCUCCAGAUGGGGUAAUAAGAUCUUUCACAUUUCUCCCAGUUCCAUUUAUUUAGUUUUAUUUCACAGUCAUGACCAAGUGGAUAAGAGAGCAUCCGCAAAUGUUCAGAAGACCAUGCCAAACUAAGAGAGAUCGUUUCGAAUGAAAACUACUCCAAUGGUGUAAAUAUAUUGGUUUAAAUAUGUGGUUUAAAUACAUUACUAUGGUUUAUCCAUAAAUAAUUGAUUUUUUUGGGUACUUUGUAGUUUGAUCCAUGUUUAUGUUCUUAUAAUAAACGUAGUUUGUUACGCUACUUUGUAUUUAAA